Molecule: messenger RNA, 3373 nt
Organism: Scylla paramamosain (green mud crab)
Lineage: Eukaryota; Metazoa; Arthropoda; Malacostraca; Decapoda; Portunidae
Exons: 9
Coding region: 853-2646 (597 amino acids)
Source: RefSeq, a predicted model, not a curated record
CGCGAGCGGCGAGCGCCGAUCAGUGCCGCGCUGGUCGUGGUGUGUGUUGGAUGUCUUCAGCUCUUCUCUCGCUCCUCGCGUGAGCCGCAAAGUGUUACACAAAUCAAGUUUAAUUGAACUUACAAAUAAUCACAUUUUCACGUACCGCACGCCUAAACAAUAACUGUAGUGUUGUGAGAACAAUUUUAAAAACUCUGAGUGACAAAGCACUGAAUGACAAAUUCGCGACAAAAGAACGGAACUGUGAAGCUCUUCACUUGCAUACGCCAUAAGAGCCCCAAGUUGCAGUGGUGUGUGUCAAUGAGCCAGCAAGACCCGGGGCUGGGAGGGCUGUCUGCCUGGACACACAGCACCGCAUCUACACCUACAACACCCAUCAAUACACGGGUGCCCUCCCCCUCCAAACCAACCACAGCGUGAUACUUUACGUGCCUGUGACCUUCCCCUGACCCAAGAUGACCUCCAUUUUGAAUUACACAUGCAUUUUGAUACUGACAGCAUAAUACGAAGGGAAAAUAAGACGCCCCAUCAGCAUCACGCAGCUGAUGCUUCAUGAAUACACCGGUGAUGCUGCGAGAAAGAGUGGCAGCACCAGCAGCCCUCCCUCGGGCACCUAUACGAGUAUACCGGAAGGCUGCAUACACUACCUCUUACUCACCUGAGCCUCGCUGACUCAGCCCCCGCACCGCUACCCACUUACACCAUGAUCUUUUCACCGACGCACGUACCUUGUGGUUCGCAAGGCUGUCGCACUGCCAGUUACGCGGGGAACCUUCGUCCACCUCCGAGUUCAGCCUACACCCCACCAACACCACCGUGCCUGAGGGGGAGCAGGCCAUCCUCAAGUGUUUGAUGAAAAGCCAGGUGCAUGCAUGCCGCUGGUACUUUCUGGAGUUGGGAUAUAACUUCUUUGAUAAGAAGUCCUCACCAUUACUAGUGAAAGAGUUCAAACCUGCCCAGCAACGUGACUGCUCCAUAAGGAUAAAGAAGGUGCGUAAGAUCCAGGAGGGCCAAUGGCUGUGUGAGGCCAUCAAAUUCCACUCUCCAAAUACCCUAAAGACCCACCCUGUUGUUCUAAGAGUUGUCACCAGAGCAGAAAGACCUGACUGGAUACCCCCAGGUGACAUCAAUGUCUCCACCCCAAGACAAAGCCGCCACCAUGAUGACAAGGAUGAGGCAGGAACUGCACUGGAGGUGAGCUUUGAGUCUUCUCCAAAUGACCACAUUCAGAACACAAAGCUGGAAGAGUCUGUGGUACUCAACUGUAAAGUCAAUAAGCCUCUGACCUCCUGCACUUGGGUUAUGCCCAGUGGCUCAUCCUUCAAUGUGUCGCAAGAGGAAGAACAGCUUAAUAAGUUUGAAACAUCUGUUGGAGAUUAUAGACUGGAAGGAGACCUGAAGGAAGGCCAAUGCUCCUUGCUAGUGGGCAGAGUGCAGCACAAAGAUGAGGGUGAUUGGCAGUGUGUUGUGCAAGUGGCAGGCCAAGAAAAGGAGAUCCAAGGACCACUCCGCCAUCUCCACAUUACAGAUCUGCCUUACCCUUCCAAUCAUAGCCAUGGAGGCGAACCUCUUGUGGCCCCUACUGAAGGUUCUUCAAGUGUACUGGUGAUUGUUCUGGUGUUCACCUCCAUCAUCCUCCUGGUUCUUGUUAUCCUCCUAUUUACUUGCCUCUACCGGAGGGUGGCAGCUGUAUCAGAUGAGACCCACAAGAUCCUGCAGGCAUCACCACAAAACAGCCUCAACCGCCUACCACACAAGACUUUCCCCAACACAGAUUUAACAGCAGCCUCUGUCCUGGCUGUGGAGUCAAUGAAGUCCAGCCCUGCCAAGAGUAAGGACCUGGACUGCUACAACCAGUAUCUGGACAUGACAGGAUCUAAUGACAGUGCUGGAAGUUAUGUCAUGAUGCCACCACCCAGCCUCAGGUCGUCUGUAUCUUCCAGGACCACACUCUCCACCCUAUCCACUCUGCCCAUUGGUCGUGCUCGCUCAGCAAGCAGCAGUACCAUGUUGAGCAGAGCUUCCCCUGGGCCACACAACAUGUUAGAUAACCCUUCAUAUGACCCAAGUACUUUACCAAAGGAUGGUUUUUCCCGUCAAGAUUCCUCCUUCUAUACUGACCAUAUUUAUGAAGAAAUCAAGGAAAAAUGUGAGGAGCUAGACAAAAUGGAGAAAAUGCCAGAGGCAAUCAACCCAACCUACACCAACCUUCUGCAGGACUGUGAAGGAUACCUUGUUCCUAGGAAAAGUCCUGAUGGUGAGAUGACUCAGGCUCAUCCUGUUUUCCAUUCCAAUAAUGUUCUUUCCCAGCAUACAUUGCCAAGACAAACUAUCAAGGCACCUGUAAAUUCAAACACUGAACAGGCACCUCCCUAUUCUCGUGUGGGCCAGUGUGGCUUGGUGCCUGCCAGCCCCACACCAGAGACAGCUGCCAACCCUGGUCCUGGCUAUUCAAGGGUUGGGUCUGGGAAUUCUGAUGGGGAUGCCAUGCCCACAGAUCCCAUGGAAAGAUAUGAUGUGCCCAGAUCAUCCCCAGUAGCAGUGCCUCUCCCAUUAAACAUUCCAGUCUCAUCUGAGGCCUACGUUAAUGGUCUUGAAGUCUCAUCUGAGGUAUAUGCCAAUGGUCUUGAAGGUACAAUAGUCUGAGCUAAAAGUGAUAAGCUUAUAGUUCAGGGAAAUAAGUGCCAGAUUGUCAUAGUUGCCCAAAUGCAAAGAAAGGGAUAAUGCUUGAUUCUAAUAUCAUACAUACUGUUGCAUGAUAUUCAGAUGUGCUAUCAGUAAAUCAUGUCUCUGAUAUAAUGCAUAAUAGUGUCCUUAGUUGGAAGGCUUUGAAGGUGUUUAUUGUAAAUAUUCAGAGGAAUCUAUUACAUCUUACCAAAGUUUUCCUGCUGUGUAUAAUAACAAGAACAAGGGCCAAACAAAUACUAAUCUAUCAAUUAUGCAAACCUCAUUCCAAGAGAUAUGUGUCCUGCAUUCAGUGUCCUUGAACAGUGCAUAUACCCCAAGAUAGGCUACCUGUACUUCAUACUCUUCUAUUGUGCAGCUGAGAGAUUAUAGUCAUUGGUGACAUAAUGAUGGAAUUUCUCCUCAUAAUAGCAUAAACUACCUCUCACUUUUGCUCUGUAAGUCAAGUGUUCAUGAAAUAUCUCCAUGUAAAUAUAGCUUAGGUCCGCAUGUAUAUUGUGCAUUGUGCAUUUAUAGUCUUCCUUGUCCUGCCGAAAGCUUAGCUCCUUAUCAAUGUACAGCCAGUUUUUCCUCUGUAGAUAUUUAUAAUGAGGUAUAUAUGUUUUUUGCUUGCCAAAAACUUUGCUCCUUAUCACUGUACAGCUGGUUCUUGUUAUGUAAAUAUUUAUAAUAAAAUAUAUAUGUUUUA